CUCUCAACUUGGCCUUGGAGAUAUAUUUGUCCUGCGGACAUUCCGUGUCGUCCAUUUCUCUAGACCAUCACAUUUUCUGAAUGUUGAUAGUCUGCUGCAACCUCCAUGUCCACGGUAUGGGGCCGUUGUAUUGACUAUAGGGUCGUUGUGGUGUGAAGGACUGUAGGUUUUAUAUUAUUCUAAAGACCGCUGGAUUAUAAGUGCGCAAGUGUGCUGUAAGACUUACAAAGAGAGACCGUCUUAGUACAUACGCAUACAUGUGCAUAUGAAUUUUUUUCUUCUUUUGACGUUUUAUGAUUAACGUUUUCAACUUAGAUUAUCUAUGGGUAGUUAACGCAACUCUAUGAUCUGUAUUCAUCUAUGCCAUUUUAUGACCACCAUAAACAAAGAUAGUCGUCUUAGUUGCCCACUGAGAGACGAUACACACAACAUUCCACCUGCCUCAUAUGUCAAAUACAUAGUGCAUUCCCCGUGACUAUCUCUAAGGGGGAGGGGGGCGAGCACCUGUUGUUCCUUGCUAGUUGUCAGUUGUCGGACGGCAGCACUCGCAGACCACGUAACACUGUAGUGGGCGUGAAUUUUCAGGUUCGAUUGUUUCUCAUAAUACCUGCCUGAGACAUUUCCUUCACAGCAAUCUCAAGUAACUGUAUUUACUAGAAAAUAAUGGCUGCCUUGAGAUCUUCGACUCGAGGGCUCGACCAGUUGCCAUGGGAACGAAAAAGUCUGGGAUCUCAACUGACGUCACUGGAAAAAUCGUCUGAUGAAGGAAAGAGGAAGGGAUCGAGAAGAGCGUCAUUUAGGAGAGUCAGUUUCAAUCAGCCAAAGAACGGCCUUUUUGGUCUUAGAGUGGACGAAAUCUGUGUUGUUGUCGACGACAAACGACUGAAUAUACAGAAGAAAGUUCUGUCAGAGGGUAGCGAGUAUUUUCGCGCGCUGUUGGCUUCGGGAAUGAAGGAGAGUAAAAACAGUCAGGUGGUGUUGCACGGAGUGUCACUGGAAGCUUUCCAAGUCAUCGUAGAGUUUUUGAUGUCAGGAAAUCUUUGCUGCAACUGUGUUUCAGUCGAAGAGGUCCUGGAUACAGCGGUGUUUCUCCAAAUGGAGGGUCUGCUUAAUUACAUGACGAGAAACAUGACAGUUGCCACGUGUGUCGCCUGUCUGCGCAUCGCAGAAAAGCAUUUCAUUCCCUCCCUUGGAAACGCAGCAUAUCGAUUUAUGACAAAACAUUACAUCCACUUGUUGAAAUCAGCAGAGUUCGACAGGCUACCGACGCUUCAAAAGAGACGACUAGCGACCUAUAGACACACUGCCGUUCCACCUGCACCGUUCGAGCGGAACAAUUCCAGUCAACACUGCCACCUUGCGGAAUACGACUCCACUGCAAAGCAGUUUAUGUGUGCGGUGGGAAACUACUCCGUGACGUCACCGAAAAGUCCUGAUAACCCGCGUCCUCUCAAUGUUUUCAAUCACAUGGAAGCCAGAUGGCAAAAUUUCUGCAAAGUACCUGGCGAACUCAGCACACAUGGCUGUUCUAUGUGUGUCAUACAUAACUUCUUGGUCAUCAUUGGCGGAUAUACAAGCGCACAGAGGGACGGUCUCCAAACGGAGGCCUUUGUUUAUGACCCCCUGUUUAACACGUGGUCGAUUUUCCCGUCUCUUUCAACGCCAAGAGCUUUGUUAGGAUUGGCUGUGGUGGAGGAUCAUGACGUCAUCUAUGCAAUAGGUAUGUAA
This is a messenger RNA of Branchiostoma floridae (Florida lancelet), 1728 nucleotides long. Its product is annotated as kelch repeat and BTB domain-containing protein 11-like. The record is from RefSeq and is a predicted model, not a curated record. The coding region runs from base 664 to 1728 and encodes 354 amino acids. Gene Ontology annotation, molecular function: protein binding. The transcript is spliced from 2 exons. Lineage: Eukaryota; Metazoa; Chordata; Leptocardii; Amphioxiformes; Branchiostomatidae.